GAUAAUUUGAUAAAUUAAGAAAACCUUAUAGCCAUAGCUAGCAUUGACAGAGAAGACACUUGCAUGGAAUCGCAAGUGUUUUUUUUACUACGUGUUUACUAAAACGUUCAAAUUGUACCUACUUAAGUCUUAGGUAUUUACUUUCUAUUAUAUGCUGAUAAAUAUGAUUAUAGGCAAAAGUAAAUAACGCAAAAUAUAACGGAAAAGGAUUUAUAAUCCACCUCUUGAUCGAAGUGUGUUUAUUUAAUCUAUGGUACAAUGACAUCCAUUUGCCGAUUGUUGUAUUUGUUUGAUCUAAACAUAUAAAUGAGAUAGUGAUAAGUAUGUCUAUAAUAGUCGACUGAUAAGAAAGAUGAGAUUUUUAUUACAUAAGAGUAAAUUCCUUGUAUACUAAUUAAUACGUAAUUCAUAAAAAAUGGCGACUCGUUUGUUUGGUGACCCUGCACUGAUAAAUUUUUAUGGUGAUAUGAUUGAAAAAGAAAAAGUUUGCCGCACACGUUGGUUUGAGAAGAAUCCACAGCGUAUACAGUCCGCAAUUACUUUGAACAGGGAAGUCAAAAAUUACUCUGCUACUGAUGUUCAAAGGUGUCGUAUAGAUGGUAGUAUGGGGAUUUUAGCGAAGUACCAUAAUACGAGCUUUCAAACUCGGUACAAAUUACCCCCUCGAGACAUUGAUCUGGUAAAGCUAGACAACAUCAAAGAAAGUGUACCAUGCAUGAAGCCAGUACCAGAAGAAAUAAAGAAAUUAUUGCACACCGAUCAAAGGACGAUUUACUUAAAAAGGCGUUAUACUGAACCUCCAGUUAAAAGGUACAACUUCAUAGAGUGUACCAGUUGGUUACAUGGAUGGCAAAUUGAUCCAAGCAAUUUGAAGGGUUCGGCUUACGGAAGAAGAUACUCUUAUGUCAAAGGUUUGGGGCCUCAAGCGGACCCGCCACAUUACCGGGACUGUAAGGAUAUCUCCAAUUUAUGCAUAUAGUAUACGUAGUACGCCAAAGUGGAGAAAGAUUGAUUGCAUUUAGGUACUUAAUGUAAGAAAAGAGUUUAUAAUUUAGUUAUAAUUUUAUUUAGUUUCUAUUAAGACGAAGAUUGUCUUCAUUACUUUAAGUUUCACAAUACAUUCUAACUUAGGCUACGUGUAUACCAUUUAUAAACA
Molecule: messenger RNA, 1156 nt
Organism: Spodoptera frugiperda (fall armyworm)
Lineage: Eukaryota; Metazoa; Arthropoda; Insecta; Lepidoptera; Noctuidae
Exons: 1
Coding region: 416-979 (187 amino acids)
Source: RefSeq, a predicted model, not a curated record